CGCACACACCUGUCACUCAGAAAGGCCAGAAGUAGUAGACCCUGUCAAAUGACGGACGUGUUUAAUUUGUUUAGCACGAUUGCGAAUUAUAUAGUGGACGUUUAUAUAGUUUAAGUAUGUAGCAAUGUUUGUAUGACCUUUCUAGUCGGAAACCGCGAAUCACAACAGUAUUCUUCAUGGUGUUAUCAUAGCAGCCAUCGCUCGUCUUUGUCUACGGAAGUAGAUUUGUGUUGUUCUCUCACAGGUGAGAGAAUGACUCGCUAUUUUUAUUACUAGAAUGGACCGUGAAUUGACAAGUAUCGGAAACUCUUUUAUCGCUCUUAUAAGAAUGACCGCAGUAUAGUUGCCACAGACUGUGCACGUGCCGGUCAGUAUGUUUGGAUUCAGGCGCCUCUCCACCGAGUGGAAAGUAGGAAUCGCAUCGGGAGUCGUUUUUUUCUCUAUGCUUACAUCCAGAACGUUAAUCUCAGAGCAGGUUGACAAAAACACUCGCGCAUCGUUGUUUCGCGUUCAGUUUGUCCUCUUCAUCAACUCCCUGCUGCUCCUCGGCUCUCUCUACAUUUGGAAACGCGUGGCUCGACGGCUGUGCGGAUCCAGAGGUGCACAUUCUGUCCCGCAGAGAUGUUGGCGUCUUCUCGUCCUGCUGUUUCUUACUCUGGUGCACGGGAGCUACCUUUGCAUGUUUUUCCUCGUGGACACUGAGCCACACUGGUUAUCAUUACUGAGUUUCUCCUGUUUGGGCAUUUAUGUCAUCUUAUUGUUCUUCCUGUUCGUUUUUGGCUGCCUUAAACGCCUCCGCAGGCUUCUCUCCCGAAGCCGAGGAGGAGGAGAGGAUGCUGUCGCGAGCGGAUCAGUCAGUCAUAUAGUUCUGGCAAUGAUAGUAACGGCAGUACUGGCAGUGUAUGGGUUGGUAAAUGCAGCACAGCCUCCACGAGUAGUCGAGGUGGAGAUCCCAGUAGAGAAGCUCCCUGAGUCUUUGAACGGGCUCAGGUUGGUGCUUCUGUCCGACAUACAUCUGGGACCUACAAUAGGCCGCUCCAAACUGCAGCGCAUUGUUAAUAUGGUGAAUGAGCUGAACCCAGAUGUGGUGGUGAUUGUCGGUGACCUGACUGACUCUCAGGUGAAUCGACUGAGGACUGCUGCAGAACCACUGGGACAGAUGAAGGCUCCACUCGGCUCCUAUUUUGCCACAGGCAAUCAUGACUACUACACUAACGAUGUUGAAGGCUGGUUUGAGCUCUUGCACUCAAUGGGGAUUCAGGCUCUUCACAACAGCCAUGCAAAAGUGUUUCGUCCUGAACAAACUCAAGACUGGAUAUGCCUUGCUGGUAUUGAUGACCUUGAGGCCCGCAUGCUACGAUACCCAGGCCAUGGCAUGGAUGUUGAGAAAGCUCUUAGUGGCUGCAGUGCAGAGAGUCCCAUUAUUCUUCUUGCACAUCAGCCUCAUGCUGCCAAACAGGCCCUCCAGCAACGACCAGACAUCAGUCUGGUACUCUCAGGUCACACACACGCUGGUCAGCUCUUCCCCCUCACCAUCCUGGCAUUCCUGAUGAAUCCGUUUUUCUGUGGACUCUACCGUGUCUCUGAACACACUAUGGUCUACGUGACCCCUGGAACCGGUUAUUAUGGCAUUCCAAUGAGAAUCGCAAGCCGAUCAGAAAUUACAAACAUUAUAUUGAAACGUGCUUGAGAGCCUCACAGAGUGCAGUGCAGGGAUUAAACACACAAUCUAAGUCAUACAUUAGCCUGCAUGCUGUGAUAUAAACAGUUAACAUGUAUUACAUAGUAAUGUAGGCAUAAUUAUGCAAUAUAUACGUUAAAAUAAAUUCUACAGUUUGCACUAUGAUUUACUUGAGCAAUCUUACAACAGGUCUGUUUUACUAGAGAAUUAGACACAUUUAGCCAUCUUUUUUUUAAUGUAAUUUUGUAAGUUGUUUGCCAAAACAUACUAAAAAUCCAAGCACUUUAAUAUUUGAAUAUUCAUUCCAGAAGUGCCAGUUUUUAAAUUACUUUGUAUUUGUACUGUUUUACUCUGGCCCCUUUCAUCUGUUUUAUUUAGUUCAUAACACAAUCAAAAUUAAUUCAGUGCACUGUUUCGACUGUCACAUUUGUGAGUCAAUCAGGGAUUUCAUAAACCAUCUGUUGUGGCAAAUGUUUUGAUUAAAGGUUACUACUACAACAAA
Carassius gibelio (silver crucian carp) is the source of this 2183-nucleotide messenger RNA. RefSeq names its product transmembrane protein with metallophosphoesterase domain-like. Gene Ontology annotation, molecular function: hydrolase activity. Bases 374 to 1690 code for a protein of 438 amino acids. The transcript is spliced from 5 exons. The record is from RefSeq and is a predicted model, not a curated record. Lineage: Eukaryota; Metazoa; Chordata; Actinopteri; Cypriniformes; Cyprinidae.